Suillus clintonianus is the source of this 921-nucleotide messenger RNA. RefSeq lists its product as uncharacterized. The record is from RefSeq and is a predicted model, not a curated record. The coding region runs from base 1 to 921 and encodes 306 amino acids. The transcript has 8 exons. Lineage: Eukaryota; Fungi; Basidiomycota; Agaricomycetes; Boletales; Suillaceae.
AUGGGUCGUCUGGACGCGUUCUCGAUUGCCGAGGCGAUGACUGUCUUUAGUGCCAAGAGGUCUAGUACUGAGCUGCGGCUUGAUGGAGUCGACAAAAAAAUGAUCAUCCACAAGGGCCGUAUACUUGGACAGUGGGUUGAUAUGUGGCAGUGGAACACAACCAUUCUCGAAAAGGGCAUUGAACAUGAGGCUGAUGCUGGCAAUCAUCGCGAGUACACACUCAAAGAGGAGGAGCAAUAUGACAUAUACAAGACAAUGCUCUCACUGGCCCCAUGUAUCAUUGACGAAGUUCAGAAGGCAGGACAAGGAGGCUGUAUCAUUGUUGGCACCAUGUCUCAGCCCUGCAAUGUUUGCCUCUGCAUGUCAUACUCUCGGUUUUACUCUGACCUCUCUGUUCAAGAUGGCCUUCAUGACGGAUCAAUUGUGGUCACACCCUCGCAGUUCCCCUGCUUCCUUUGGCAUAAUGAGGAAGUGAACCAAGAACAAAUUUUUGAAGGCUGGUUGGAGAACGAGUUGCUUGUGCAGGGAUACUUGCACAUUUUCAAGUCUCCAAGUUCAGCUAUCAAGGAUGCUGGCGCCACAGCACGUCGUGGAAAUGCUUCAAUGCACGGCAUACGGACAGUGAGCAUUCCUUCUAUUGCAUAUGUUGCCACGCUGAUUCGGUUUGUCCUCUCUUCGCAGAGCAGCAUGUCCCGAGGUCACAAGGCACAAUUCUCAUACGAGACAUUUUACAACAACAUUGUCAGGACCACUUUUGAGGAGCUUGACAAUGUUCAACUUGCCUCACUGCUCACUUGGUGGAACGGGAGGAUAUUCUCAGACGUUGUAGAUGACAACAAGGACGACGAGGAUGAGUAUAGCAUGAUGGCAAUGAUGAAGGCUCAAGCAGCAGCAAGGAGUGCAGCAUCCACAGCAUCAUAA